AUGUCUCGCGAAAUCCCAGUUUUGAACUAUGGUGGAUCAGCCACCACUGUUUCGAUGGGUAGCAAUCCCACAAGGGACACUUCUGGGAAUGCUUAUCCAAACCCAUACAAUCAAGGCUCGCAAAUAGGCUCUGCUGGAGAAAGGUACCCAAAUCCAAACCAGGGGUCUGGUAUCGGUUCGGCAGGGAUGACUUAUCCCAAUCAGGGAUACGGUAAAGGACCAUACGAACAUGCUCGCAAAUAG
Strongylus vulgaris is the source of this 243-nucleotide messenger RNA. NCBI's taxonomy places the organism in Eukaryota, Metazoa, Nematoda, Chromadorea, Rhabditida, Strongylidae. The record is from the annotation of a GenBank genome assembly.